This is a messenger RNA of Hydractinia symbiolongicarpus, 2335 nucleotides long. RefSeq lists its product as uncharacterized. The record is from RefSeq and is a predicted model, not a curated record. NCBI's taxonomy places the organism in Eukaryota, Metazoa, Cnidaria, Hydrozoa, Anthoathecata, Hydractiniidae. Gene Ontology annotation, molecular function: protein binding. The transcript has 3 exons. Bases 1351 to 2274 code for a protein of 307 amino acids.
GUUACAGACACAUGGACAGAAUCUACAUCGAUUAUAUGGCAAUUUUUUACUCAAUGUUGGCUCUUUAUUCAAAUUUAUAUUUAGCUGAAAACUACUACUUAAAUAUAAAAUUAUAAAAAAUAUAGAACAUUCAUGUAACUCGGUACGAAUGCUGUCUGUGACAUACUGUAACGAUCCGAUUAAGCGUCCAGCAUUUUUUAAGCGCUCCCCUCGAAUAAGCGCCCAGAUAAUUUCCUCAAAGUUACCUUGAGAAGCUGGGCGCAUAUUUAAAAAUUUUACUUUCUUAUAUUGAGAACCCUAGAAAGACUAAACUUUGUGUUGUUACAUCUUUUCUUCAGUUUUGUUUUUCAGGAAAAAAAUCAAAAUUGAAAAUUCCCGCUGCCUUUAAUUUGUACAAAAUUGGAAAAAUUUAUAAGCGCCCAGCAUUUUUUAAGCGCACCCUAGAUUAAGCACCUAUGCAAAAAAAUCCAAAAUUUUAAUAUCUCUCUUUAAUAUCUCUAAUCUCUUGUUCGGAUCAUUACCGUAUGACAAAUUAUAAUCAUGCGAUGAAUACGAAGGUUAUUAAUGUGUGUAUAUUUGUUUAAAAAGAAAUCCGGAUUUUCAAUGAAGAAACGUAGUAUACUUACAUCCAGACUUCUGGUACUUCAAGUUGCAGAAGCUUCUUUUUCUAACUUGUUAAUGCAAGUUCAGAAUAUUCUUAGCUGUUUUUCAAAACCGCCGCAAAGGUUCUUUUAGAUCGGCUGAUUUAUUAUCAUAUGGUUGUAAAUUUUUAUUUUAUACAUAACAAAGUUUUGCUUUGCUUAUACCUUAGCGAAUGAACAAAAGUAAUUUCGAUUGGAAGCGUUUCCUGAGCCCUUUAUCUUGAGAAAUAUCUAUGAUAAGAAGCUAAGGCAUAUCACCUCAUAGUACCCAAAUUAGGUUUCAAGAACAAUAAAUCUUUGAACAAGGAAAGAAUUGUAUUAUUACAAAUGUAGUACCAGUUUUAGAUGCCAACCUUCAUAGUAUUUAUGAAUUCAAGUAGUUUUCAAUUUAACGUAGUUGCCUUGUGGAAACUAGAAACUUAGCCCGUUUUUGGCAGUGACGAAUUAUAACUUUGUUAUGAAGAAAGUAAAUUCGACAUAAUAUGUAAUGCUAUUUUUAAGACUUGGAAAUGAAGUCAACUUUUAUAUACUCUUGUCUGCAAAGUAACACGAGGCAACGGAUUCUCCUGAAAACCACAUCAGUUUUUGAAUACUAUAUAUGUUUCCUGGACUUUUUAGCGAGUUAAAGUGUUAAACAAAAAGGAGUAUAGCCCUUUGUUGUAUUUGUUUUAGAAACUAAAGAUGUAUAUUUGAAUUCUAACAGCAAAACAUGUCUACUUUCGCUGACCUGGUCGACGAUGUGUUAGUUCAAAUAUUUCAGUACUUUAAUUUGCGAGAAAUACCGAAAUUGAUGGUUGUCUGUAAACAUUGGAAAUUGGUCAUAGAUUCGAACGAAACCAUCUGGAAGAAAUGCAUUCCGCCAUUGAUAUUAGUUCAUUUAUCAGAGUGCCAAAGUUAUAAGUUAACUUUGAAGAAAAUUAUCCAAACUUCUAUAAAAGUUGGUGCCGAAAGAUGGUUUCCAAACCCGUGUCCGUUAUUAAACUUAAGAAAAAAAUUAAUAGAUUUUUGUAACCAAUGGGGAUUUGGUGGUAAAGAACCAACAGAUGCAGGAUUUACAUUGUAUGUCAGAUUGAACCCAAUCUAUGACUUUAUCAAUGGACAUACAGAUGUUGAAUUGUUUGGCAUUAUUGAAAAACUUUGGAUUAGAUUUGGUGAUCGGGAAGAUGAUACAUUCGACCUGAAGUGUGUAGAUGACGUCGUCAGGCAUUCAGAAGAAGUAGAUUUCCCAAUGCUCCUAGAGACUUUGCAAAGAACAUUCGAGCCAAGUUAUAUCAAGGGUGAUGGAGAUUAUGAUGAGGAUGAGAAAAUUUGUGAUCGACUGGAUCUUAGCACAUUUUCAAUAGAUGGUGAAUAUGAUGACAAGGAUACAUCCCCAGAAUCAUUUGAAGUGGUGGCGGAGGAUAAAGGGCACUGGUUUGAGGAAGUUGUUAUUAAUUUGAGAAGAAAUUACAGACCUCCCUGUUUAGGUUUGUACCAGUUAGUUAUGAAAGCUAUGUUAGGACCACAUGGUGAAGAAAUAGCCAGAAGAUAUCAUUUAAAUGAGGGAUGUUUUAACGAAAAUUACGAGUACGCAAAGCAACUUAUCAUUGGGGAAAAUGCUGCAUUUUCUAUCUCACAGUUUUACGAUCUUUGAAUAGUUAUUUUGUUGGCUUAUUACCAGAAAUUUAUACUUUUUAAGAGAAGCUGUCGUGUAA